AUGAGUAAUAGAGCCGCUUCGGACCUCGUCGACAACUCAAGCAACGAUUUCAACUGUCAAGGCUCAGGACAGGCGGCCAGCAAGCAGGUGCUUCACGGUGGUCGCGAACGAGCAAUCAUCGAGGCGCUCUGCCAGUUCAAUCCCAUGCAUUCCUUGGGCAAUCCUUAUGUAGGGCUGAUUUACGAUAGUUACGACACGACAAGGAGGAUAGAAAACACAGUGAACAGUAUAUUUCGGAUAACGGUCGCGUUGUUGGUAAUUGUGGUACUGUUGGUGGUCGGCAUCAUAGUAUUCGUCUGUAUUCUCGGUUGCCGAAAAUACCAGAACGAAAGCGGCUCGGCUACACAACAUGCACCGUUGAAAACAUAUCGCGAACAACGAAGGCCAGAGCAUCAGCCACCAGUCACAGAAAAGCUCAUGCGACAUCAUACGCGUAGCGAACCGCAGCCGCCGCCACCACAGCCGCCCUCAUCCUCCUCACAGGCAGAGCCUCAAUCGGCUUCGCCGAUCCACCAACCGCGCAAGUCCGCGCCCAUCGAAAUCUGA
Ostertagia ostertagi is the source of this 546-nucleotide messenger RNA. The record is from the annotation of a GenBank genome assembly. Lineage: Eukaryota; Metazoa; Nematoda; Chromadorea; Rhabditida; Trichostrongylidae.